GCUUCCCCACGUGCUCAAACUCAAGUCAAUGUAGGCAGUCACAAAUUAACCUUGCCUACUUUUGUCUAUUGAGAUAGGUAGUACUACAUAAUUAUCACAUUCACCAUUUGUCAGAAACACAUGUUAUUUGACCCUUUCAAGAAUUAACUUGUCAAACCUUCGUCGCAAUGCUCCUGAAGACAGUUCAUGUGGUUCAGACGGCCCUCGCCGCAUAUGGCGCGAUGCAAUGCCAAGUCGCCAUCACCAGACUAAUAGAGUACGAGGACGCCACCAAGAAGCUCGCCAAAAUCUCCAGCGAGGUUCAGCGCCAGUUACAUAAGACGCGCACGACGCAGGCUGCAGGCGCCAUCGCCAUCCUCUCCUCCUUCACUGUUUCUGUGUUGCUGACCAUCGGAGGGGCUUCGUACGGCAUGCUUGUGCGGUAUCUGGCAUCACCUGUGCUGGCAGUUGGUGUCUAUGCUGCCAGAGCGUAUCUAUUGGACUUCUGGGGCAAAGAUGAUAAACCUGUUACCGCCAACAAGGUACCGUUGCCAAAAAUGGAAGGGUAUAAUGAGGCGUUGGAAAAAACUCAGAAGACGCUGGAGGUUUUAGGCUGGUUGACGAUAAGUUGGCUUUUCAGCUCGGCUUUGGUGUUGAUUGAAGGAUACUAGGGGGUGGUCGCCUGCUGCGGAACAGAGAAACAGAUGCUGAUAUGGCCUUUGCUCAUUUGCAGAGGCUAAUGAGACCAUAUAACGGUUUUCGACGACCUAAUCCCAUCUGUUCGGCUCCAGUGGGGAUGGCAUUCAGAGAGCAUCGAGAACCCAGCCACGCUCUCUCCCUUUACUUCUCGGAAUCAGUUUCUACACUGAAUCCUAGCAAAUCAUUGCCAGCUUGCUUAAGCUUGCUUAAGCUUAAGCUGAUGAGCUGGGUAGCUGCGAUUGGGAUCGGGUCACAUAUCAGAAUCUACGCAGCCCGUCACAAAUGAUCGUAGACUUCUGGAGCAAAACCUUACUGUGUAAAAUGUGUCCACCAGAUACUGCGACGAUAAGCUACUCAGCCGUUUCGGAUACAUAAACAACACCUACCCUUCGCCUUAACGGGCGAAAGGGUACAAGAGCAGUAACAAGGGCAGCAGGGAUGAUAUGGAAUAACAUUUAGUUGCUGGAACCGUAGAUGUAUUGUCGUUCCUAGCAGAACAACAAUACUCAACUCUUAGUCAAUAAUAGCCACACUGGGUUGGCGCAAAGACGCUGCUGUUGGCUAUGAAGUAUGUAUAUAGCAGCUCUUUCUUACCAAGCGAUUAUUCCUAUUAGAAAUUGGCC
This is a messenger RNA of Xylaria bambusicola, 1301 nucleotides long. RefSeq lists its product as uncharacterized. Lineage: Eukaryota; Fungi; Ascomycota; Sordariomycetes; Xylariales; Xylariaceae. The record is from RefSeq and is a predicted model, not a curated record. The transcript has a single exon. Bases 168 to 650 code for a protein of 160 amino acids.